This is a messenger RNA of Cyanistes caeruleus (blue tit), 3326 nucleotides long. NCBI's taxonomy places the organism in Eukaryota, Metazoa, Chordata, Aves, Passeriformes, Paridae. The record is from RefSeq and is a predicted model, not a curated record.
CCCCUCACGUGUCCCCGUGUCCCCGCAGAUGACGUCCUCCACCAAGGUGUACUACAGCCAGACCACGCAGACCGACAGCCGCCCGCUGAUGGGGCCGGGGCUGCGGCGGCGCCGGGUGCUGACCAAGGACGGCCGCAGCAACGUGCGCAUGGAGCACAUCUCGGACAAGCGCUUCCUGUACCUCAAGGACCUGUGGACCACCUUCAUCGACCUCCAGUGGCGCUACAAGCUCCUGCUCUUCUCCGCCACCUUCGCCGGCACCUGGUUUGCCUUCGGCGUGGUCUGGUACCUCGUGGCCGCGGCACACGGCGACCUGCUGGAGUUCGAGCCGCCCGCCAACCACACGCCGUGCGUGAUGCAGGUGCACACGCUGACCGGCGCCUUCCUCUUCUCCCUCGAGUCCCAGACCACCAUCGGCUACGGCUUCCGCUACAUCAGCGAGGAGUGUCCGCUGGCCAUCGUGCUGCUCAUCACCCAGCUGGUGCUCACCACCAUCCUGGAGAUCUUCAUCACCGGCACCUUCCUGGCCAAGAUCGCGCGGCCCAAGAAGCGCGCCGAGACCAUCAAGUUCAGCCAGAACGCGGUGGUGGCGCAGCACGACGGCAAGACCUGCCUGAUGAUCCGCGUGGCCAACAUGAGGAAGAGCCUCCUGAUCGGCUGCCAGGUCACCGGGAAGCUGCUGCAGACCCACCUCACCAAGGAGGGCGAGAGCGUCCGGCUCAACCAGCUCAACGUGGACUUCCAGGUGGACACGUCCUCGGACAGCCCCUUCCUCAUCCUGCCGCUGACCUUCUACCACGUGGUGGACGAGGCCAGCCCGCUGCGGGACGUGUCCCUGCGCUCGGGGGACGGCGACUUCGAGCUGGUGGUCAUCCUGAGCGGCACCGUGGAGUCGACGAGCGCCACGUGCCAGGUGCGCACGUCCUACCUGCCCGAGGAGAUCCUGUGGGGCUACGAGUUCACGCCGGCCAUCUCGCUGUCGGCCAGCGGCAAGUACGUGGCCGACUUCAGCCUCUUCGACCGCGUGGUGAAGGUGGCCACGCCCUGCUGUCACCACGAGGCCGUCCGGUUCGGGGACCCCGAGAAGGUGAAGUUGGAGGAGUCGCUGAGGGAGGCGGAGCGGGAGGGGGAGGGGGCCCCGCUCAGCGUCCGCAUCAGCAAUGUCUGAGGGGGGACAGAGAGGUGACAUCGGCACCGGUGGCACCGGAGCAAGGGGUGGCAGCGGGCCCUGGGUGGCACCAGAGCAAGGGGGUGGUGGCAGGUGCUGGAGGUGUCGCUGUGUCUGGAGGUAUCACCAGAUUCGAGGGGAUGGCAACAUCUGGAGGUGUCACCAGCCCUGGAGGUGCCACCAUCCCCAAAGGGACACCAACAAUUGGAGGUGGCACCAGCCUUGGAGGUGGCACCAGCCCCAAAGGGACACUGACAAUUGGAGGUGUCACCAGCCCUGGAGGUGCCACCAGCCCCAAAGGGACACCGACAGUUGGAGGUGUCACCAGCCUUGGAGGUGCCACCAGCCCCAAAGGGACACCGACAAUUGGAGGUGUCACCAGCCCUGGAGAUGCCACCAGCCCCAGAGGUGCCACCAGCCCCAAAGGGACACUGACAAUUGGAGGUGUCACCAGCCUUGGAGGUGUCAUCAAGUCUGGAGGUGUCACCAAUGCCUGUUACCAGCCUCAGAGUGUCACCAGCCUUGGAGGUGCCACCAGCUUCAGAAUGUCACCAGCAUCUGGAGGUGUCACCAGCACCUGGAGGUACCACCACCCUCAGAGUGUCACCAAGUCUGGAAGUGUCACCAAGUUUGGAGUUUUCACCAGUUUUAAUGGGCCACCAAUGUCUGGAGGUGCCAUUAGCCCCAAAGUGUCACCAAUGCGUGGAGGUGCCACCAGCCCCAGAACUGUCACCAGCUCCUGGAGGUGUCACCAGCCUCAGAGUGUCAACAAGACUGGAGUGUCACCAACACCUGGAGGUAGCACCAUCCAUGGAGGCAUCACCAAGUCACCAACCCCAGGGGACACCAACGCCUGAAGGUGCCACCAACAUCUGGAAGUGUCACCAACAUCUGGAGGUGGCACCAAGUCUGGAGGUUCCACCACCAGCCCCAAGAGCACACCAAUGUCUGGAAGUGUCACCAGCCCUGGAGGUGCCACCAGCCCCAAGGGGACACGAAUGUCUGGAGGUGUCACCAGCCCCAAAGUGUCACCACAUCUGGAGGUGUCACCAAGUCUGGAGGUGUCACCAGCCCCAAGGGGAUAUAAGUGUCUAAAGAAGCCACCAGUCCCCAAAUGUCACUGGUGCUGAGAUGUCACCAGCCCUGGUGGUGUCACCAGUCCUUGGAGGUGUCACCAACAUCUGGAGGUGACACCAGCCCCAAAGUGCCACCAGGUGCCACAAAUCCUCCAGUCCCCGGGGUGUCCCCAGUUCCAAGGUACCACAAGCCCCUGGAGGUGCCACCAACACCGGCAGGUGACACCAGCCCUGAGGAGACACAGUCCUAAAGUGUCACCAAUGCCUGGAAGUGUCACCAACAUCUGGGAGUGCCCCCGGUCCCAGGAUGCCAUCAAAGCCUGGAGGUGCUACCAGGUCCUGGAGGUGCCACCAGCCCCAAAGUGUCACCAACAACUGGAAAUGCCACCAAUGCCUGGAGGUGUCACUGACCACUGGAGGUGCCACCAACAUCUGGAAGUGCCACCAGCCCCGAAGUACCACCAAUGCCUGGAAGUGCCACCAGCCCUGAGGUGCCACCAGUCUCUAGAAGUGUCACCAAUGCCCAGAAGAGCCACCAGCCAAGAUUCCACCAGUGCCUGGAGAUGCCACCAAUGCCUGGAGAUGUCACUAAGCCCUGGAAGUGCCACCAUCUGGAGGUGCCACCAACCCCAAAGUGCCAGCAACGCCUGGAAGUGCCACCAGUACCUGGAAGUGACACCAGCCCCAAUGUGCCACCAACCUCUGGAGAUGCCACCAAGUCCUGGAGAUGACACCAGCCUCAAAGUGCCACCAAUGCCUGAAAGCAUCACCAAACCCUGGAGGUGCCACCAGUCCCAAAGUGCCACCAACACCUGGAGGUGCCACGAGCCCCAGAAUGGCACCAGUCCCUGGAGGUGCCACCAGUCCCUGGUGCCCCAAAGUGCCACCGGUUCCUGGAGGCGACAUCAGCCCCGAAGUGCCACCAAUGUCUACAAUUGCCACCAACCCCUCUGGAGGUGCCACCACCCCAAAAGUGUCACCAACCCCUGGAGAUGUCACCAAUCCCCAGGGGGCUGCUGCUGCUCCCCCCUUCCCUCCCAGGGGAAACUGAGGCAGGAGACCCCCCCCACCCUUCACCCCAA